Molecule: messenger RNA, 1041 nt
Organism: Eruca vesicaria subsp. sativa (arugula)
Lineage: Eukaryota; Viridiplantae; Streptophyta; Magnoliopsida; Brassicales; Brassicaceae
Source: the annotation of a GenBank genome assembly
AUGGCUUUAACACACAUCCAAAUCUUUCUCAUUGUCUCUCUACUUUCAUCAUUCUGUUUUUCACUCGCUCUUUCUCAUCCACUCGAUGAUGAUGUUGAAGUCACCAUGCAAAAGAGACAUGCCGAGUGGAUGACCGAGCACCGCCGUGUUUACGCAGAUGUGAACGAGAAAAACAGCCGCUACCUUGUGUUCAAACGCAACGUGGAACGCAUUGAACGCUUAAAUGACGUUCAAUCCGGACUAACGUUUAAACUCGCGGUGAACCAGUUUGCUGAUCUAACCAACGAAGAAUUUCGUUCUAUGUACACUGGUUACAAAGGAAGGUCGGUGUUGUCAGGUCAAACUAAAGCUACGUCGUUUAGGUACGAAAACGUUUCUUCUCACGCUUUGCCGAUUUCUAUUGACUGGAGGAAGAAAGGAGCUGUGACUCCUAUCAAGGAUCAACACACUUGCGGAUCGUGUUGGGCGUUUUCAGCGGUUGCAGCUAUAGAAGGAGUAGCACAAAUAAACAAAGGGAAACUCAUUUCUUUAUCUGAACAAGAGCUUGUUGACUGCGACACAAAUGAUUCUGGCUGCAUAGGCGGUUUGAUGGAUACUGCGUUUAAGUAUAUCAAGGCUAUUGGCGGCUUAACCUCUGAAACAGAUUAUCCUUAUAAAAGAAAACAAGGAACUUGCAAGAUCAAGAAAACUAAACAGAUAGUAACUUCUAUCAAAGGUUAUGAGGAUGUCCCGGUUAACAAUGAGAAAGCCCUAAUGAAGGCAGUGGCACACCACCCGGUUAGCAUUGGAAUAGACGCAGGAGGUUUUGGUUUCCAAUUCUAUUCGUCAGGUGUGUUCAGCGGAAAGUGCAAAACUAAUCUUAAUCACGGGGUAACUUUGGUUGGAUACGGCCGAUCUAGCAAUGGAUCAAAGUACUGGAUCCUCAAGAACUCAUGGGGACCAAAAUGGGGUGAACGUGGAUACAUGAGGAUCAAAAAAGAUGUCAAGCCUAAACAAGGACAAUGUGGUCUUGCCAUGAAAGCUUCUUACCCAACUAUGUGA